AUGACAAGGAUGCAGUUGGUCGAAUUUGUGCAAAGCAUCUGGAGACUGGUACAUGACGUGACUCAAGCUGAUGUCGGCGAUGCAGGUUCAUCAGCUUGUGCGGACAGCGAAGAAAACGAUGAGCAGGGCCAUAUCGAUCAACUUGAUGUCUUUGGUCUGAUGCCG
Amoebophrya sp. A25 is the source of this 165-nucleotide messenger RNA. The record is from the annotation of a GenBank genome assembly. NCBI's taxonomy places the organism in Eukaryota, Dinophyceae, Syndiniales, Amoebophryaceae.